AUGCUGUCCUCCCAGCUGCUUCAGAUCCUUGCUAUAACAGCUGCUUUGCUGGUAGAAGCUCAUGCGCAGAUAACUUGUCCAGGAGCAAAGGGCAAUCCCGGCAUCCAAGGACCUGCUGGUCCACCAGGUCCCCAAGGACCUCCUGGGAGAAAUGGUCCUCCUGGCCCUCAAGGACCAAAGGGCAAUCAAGGUGUCAGAGGAGCUGCUGGUCCACCAGGUGUGCCUGCCAGCAAGGAUCCUAAGCUACAAAACGACAUCAAAGAACUUCAACACAGAAUUGCCAGAAUGGAAAGAGCUUUGACCUUGGAUGGAAAGAUGGCAAUUGCUGGAAAUAAGCUGUUCACCUCAAAUGGGAAGGCAUCUGUAUAUGAGAAAACAAAAGUGACUUGCCAAGAAGCCCAUGGCUCCAUUGCAGCACCAAGGAACCUAAAUGAGAACAAAGCUAUUCAGAAGAUUGUGCAAUAUUAUAACAGUUAUGCCUAUCUGGGUGUUAUUGAGAGCAAUGAGCCAGGGAAAUUCAAUUUCUGGAAUGGGGAUCCUUUGAAUUUUACCAACUGGUACAAGAAUGAACCUUCAGGUCAAGGAACUGAAAAAUGCGUGGAAAUUUACAGCGAUGGCACUUGGAAUGACAAAAUGUGCAACAAUUACCGCCUUGUGGUCUGUGAAUUUUAAGCCCAAUCCAAGGCAACCAUUGAAUGUUCCUUAAAAGAUAACUCAAUGUGAUUCUUCUGUCAAACCCCCCCCCCCCC
Molecule: messenger RNA, 749 nt
Organism: Thamnophis elegans (Western terrestrial garter snake)
Lineage: Eukaryota; Metazoa; Chordata; Lepidosauria; Squamata; Natricidae
Product: pulmonary surfactant-associated protein A-like
Exons: 5
Coding region: 1-672 (223 amino acids)
Cellular component (GO): rough endoplasmic reticulum; multivesicular body
Source: RefSeq, a predicted model, not a curated record